Messenger RNA from Annulohypoxylon truncatum, 3495 nucleotides. RefSeq lists its product as uncharacterized. Gene Ontology annotation, molecular function: DNA-binding transcription factor activity, RNA polymerase II-specific; DNA binding; zinc ion binding. The transcript is spliced from 11 exons. Gene Ontology annotation, cellular component: nucleus. The record is from RefSeq and is a predicted model, not a curated record. Gene Ontology annotation, biological process: regulation of DNA-templated transcription; DNA-templated transcription. The coding region runs from base 659 to 3019 and encodes 786 amino acids. NCBI's taxonomy places the organism in Eukaryota, Fungi, Ascomycota, Sordariomycetes, Xylariales, Hypoxylaceae.
CUUUUUGUCUCUCUUGUUUUUUGCCGCAUAUAAUUGAUUGACGACGCUGUGACGCUGGCACCAUCCCGCCCAUGCCCAUCCUCGCCUAUGUAUCUCUAAACAGCUUGGGCUAAGCUGAGCUAGGCUAGGGCGGACCGGUGAGGUGGUAUCCAUCAGUGAUGCCUGCGAGUUAACCCUCACCCAGCUCACGCUUCAACCACCCUCCAGGGCCCUUUUUACGCUUUUACUGCGUACGGCCAGGAGAUCGACCAGGUUGAUAGGUUAUCCCCGUGAGGCUGUAUGGUCUAGCCAUUCUCGACAUUUCCUAUCUAUCAUUUUUCUAUGACUUCAAUUCGCUCUCCAACAUUACCUGACUUUUUUAAUGCUGUUUUCCACAUAUAUUUUCAGAUAUAAGCGACAUCGACACCAACUUCAAAUGUUGCCACGGCGCUUUUAUGACACGCAGUUCUCAAUAGACUCCAUUAAUAAAUACCCCAAACCCUGGGCUUGGUACGAGAACUAGGACUAGGAACAGGCUAGCUUCCGAUAACUCGAUCUCUUUUAUGGGGAGGACAGAGGCUAGCUAGAGGAUAGCUAGUUACACGACGGACCUAAAUUCCUAAAUUUGGGACUGCUGUGCGACUCAAGAGCCCAUCUGCCCGAGGCCCUAAGAUCCAUAAUGACUAUAGCGUCAGAUCCCAAGGACCCCAAUACCAAUACUACAAAGCCCGCUCAUUCCAGGUCUCCACCACCGACCGCUAAUCCAGAUCCUAACGCACCGCCUACCAAACGACGUGCCCCCAUAGCCUGCCGAAGAUGUCGGCGAAUGCGAAGCAAAUGUAUUCAUGACAAGGCGCCUCCUUGCAAGUCUUGUUUAGAGGCGAACGUGCCGGACGAAUGUGUCUUUCCGUCCCGUGGCGAACUGGAUCAGGACCGCUCGUUUCGACAUCCACGCCAGAGAUCCGAUAGGAAAAGCAAAAGUGACGUUAAAGUCAAGAAAGAGUCGCCUGCUUCUCCAGGCCAUAUACGCAAUGCUCUUUCUGACUGCAAGCUUGCCGAGUUUGAGAAUGACUGGGAUCUGCUUCCAGCUGUUGACAUUGUCGUCGACGGUAUCAAUAAUUUUACCCAGAACUUCUUCCAGUUAGGAUUCAUACCAAAAACGAAGUUCCCCGCACUUGUUAAAGAAAAUCCUUCGUCUGUCAGCGUAUUUCUCUUGUUAAGUAUCCUCGCAAUCUCAGCUAGAUUCAACAAGUCUUUGAUAGAAGCCUACGGUGAUGGACUCAAGGCGGCGACCGAGUUCAUGCAUAGGGCUCAGGGCCUUGCUGUCCACGAACUCUAUCAGCAACCUACUCUGGAGAGAUGCCAAGCCUUUUACUUGCUGAGCAUUGCUGAGCAGGGGAGUGGUAAAUCAAACACGAGCUACAUCAGCGCAGGUAUCGCUUUCAGAAUGGCGGCUUUGAUGCGGCUCCAUCGUGAGGAGGCCUAUAGUCCUAUCACGCCGCAGUCACCUAUAGAACAUCGGAUAUUGGCAGAGUCUGCUAGGCGCACAUUUUGGAUGUUACAUAGCCAAGACAACCUUCACUCAGGCCCAUAUAAGCCAUUGUCUCUCGCACCUGGAGAUAUCACCGCUCUCCUUCCGAGCGAGGAAGAUGAAUUCGAGAAUGGCAAGAUCCCUAAACAGCGGGCAGCUCUCGAGGGGACACCGCCGGCUAUCCAGAACCCGAGUCUCACGAUCCUUAGGCCUAGGUCUUUAUUUGCAUCUUUGAUGCAGAUACAUAAUCUAUGGGGGAUUAUCGCUCGACGAGUUCUUCUCAACAAGAGAUGCGGGCGGCCUCAUGAUAGUGGUAACGAAUUUGCCAAGUUGAAUAGGAAACUCCUAGAGUUCGAGCAAAACCUUCCCAGCGAUCACACUUUUGGUAAAGUCCUGUUGCGCGGCUACAGGGAUUACGGGGUGGACUUGGCUUACCUUGGUCUUACAGGCUCUAUCCGGCUCUGCCAUAUAGUCCUACGCAAAGAAUACAUGGAAGAUAUGAUUCGCCAUGCCCAGGGGAAUCCUUCGAACCCCGAAGUGAAAUUCUAUAACAGCAUGGCAGCAGAGUUGUUCUUCAACGUCAGAAAGUUAUACUCUCAAAUUGAUGCUCAUUACGAAAGUGGUAUCGAAAUUGGAAGAGUCGGUUCUCAGAUGGCAGGAUUUAUCAUCUACGGUUGCGGGCUAUUAGCCUCAUAUUUGUGCAAAUUCCCUCAACUGGACGCCCAUCAUGCGGGACAAAACUUGGAGACCAUACAAGCAGAAGGUCGCGCUAUGUAUAUCCGCAUCGUAACUAUCCUCAGAGAGUGCCAAAAAGUAUGGCCUCUUGCUGAGACCUGGUGCAAUGGUCUAGAAAAAUGGUACGAGGACUCGAAUCCUAAACGGAUAUCGUUCCAGGCUGGCACCAUGACAGACGGAAAAGAACCACAACCUCACGUCCUCAACGUCUUACAUCCCCCAACGACCACGACAUGCCUCCAGCAAUCCGAAUCCAUCAACUUCGGCCCAUUACGUUCAACGCCCCCGAGAGCACAAACAGAGGAUCGAAGUCAGCCUAAAGCCGGAAAAGGCACGGAGCCGCACCGCCUCGCGCCGCUGCAACAGACACAUCCCGGGCUAGUCCAACCCGUGUGUCUGCCCCCGCUUUCCCAAACGCCGUACGGAGCGCAUCACCAACAGCCAGCGGCACCGCAAUCCCAACACCAUUCUCAACCUCCUCAUGCUCCUCAUCCUCCGCAACUUCAGAAUUUCGUACAACCGCCAUACGCGAAUGCGAGUGCGAACCUCAGCCUCAACAUGCUUGCCGAGGCUUCAAACCAGUCUCCGGGAACGGUCCCGUACAACCAACCACACCCGGCGGCUUACUACCCCGAGUACCCACCGCUGAACGAUGGGUUCGAUAAUAACCUACAGAUAAUGGUUAAUGGUGUCGAGGGACAGUGGUCCGGGACCGAUGUUACGGGUGUGGCGUACGAUGCCUUUGAUAUACCUAGCUAUCUUCCUCAGAGUUAAGAAGGACCCUAAGCACGCUAUCGCUGUUCAAAUACGAGACAUCCCGGGUUUACAACCAGAAUACAGGCGCUUCCGGGGUGUACAAAUAUACGUCCUUAUAUCUACCUAUACAUAUACAUAUAUUUCCUUUGCACUCCAGAAAGCAAGCGAUCUAUACUUAUUUUUAUUUUUAUUUUGUUUUAUUUUUAUGACUACUUGUUACAUAUCGGCCAAGAUUAUGGGACGGAUGGUGCUAUGGGUGGGAUGGAUGGAAGAUGGGACGAGAUUGAUUUGGAUAUAUGGAUGGGUACAAACAUUUAACUAUAUCGGCAUAUAGGAGUACACGCUGUUUAGGAGGAAAUAUCAUGGUUGUUAGGUAGGAUUUAGAAUAUAGGGGACUUUGACUUUGAGGCUAUACAGAAAGUGCGUGAUUAAUUGUUCGUAAAGACUAAGGAAUUAUCGAAUCUUUGCCCUUGUAUCGAUAUCAUCGUGUACUU